Messenger RNA from Xenia sp. Carnegie-2017, 1930 nucleotides. Its product is annotated as KH homology domain-containing protein 4-like. Bases 22 to 1533 code for a protein of 503 amino acids. Gene Ontology annotation, cellular component: nucleus. The record is from RefSeq and is a predicted model, not a curated record. NCBI's taxonomy places the organism in Eukaryota, Metazoa, Cnidaria, Anthozoa, Malacalcyonacea, Xeniidae. Gene Ontology annotation, molecular function: RNA binding. The transcript is spliced from 16 exons.
UCGGCAAAAACACGAGUCAAAAUGGCGGCUGCUCAACAGCGAAACAGUCGGAAGCGUGUUAGCAAGUGGGAUAACCCACCAGAAAAUGCCAGUUCACCAGCAGAAGCGGCACGAAAAGCUGCCAGAAAGCUUAAUGAAAUGUUGGCUGCAAAGGGGAAGCUGACCACGAAUUCAACUCCACCAUUAUUGCCUCCUAAGUCUACUGCUGGUGUGAUAAAGCCGGUUAAUUUAGCAAGUGUUGGAGAUACAAGUAAAACAAAUCCUCAUAAUCAAGCAUCAAAUAUACCAUCAGGGAUGUAUUAUGUUCAAGAAAAGGUUUUUGUUGGACUAGAUGAUGUAGAUGCUCAAUUUAACCUAAAAGAAAAAAUUCUGGGACCAGGUGAGAGUUAUUUUCAUCAUAUCACCAAAGAAACUGGAGCUAAGGUUCAGCUUCGAGGAAGGGGCUCAGGCUUUAUUGAACCUACAUCGGGACAGGAGGCAUUUGAAGCUCUCUAUGUUUAUAUUAGUCAUUCUAACUAUUCUGGUCUUGGAGCUGCUAAAAAACUAGUUGAUAAUCUUAUCCAAACCGUACACACUGCUUAUCAACAGUAUAAAAGUCAGCAAACCUUGUAUCAUCUAAAUUCUAGAGAUUAUCCGACACAAAAUAAGGCUUCACCACAAUCUUCAUACGUGUGUAAUAUGCCUCAAACAUCACAAUAUGAUCCGCCGCCACACUCUGGUCCACCUGUUCCCUCCUAUCCAUCAUACCUGUAUUCUCCUCAUAAUCCACACCCUCAACCUUAUUAUCAAUCCCAGAAGCCUCACUCAAACACAAAUGUUGCCAUUAAUCAACAGAUACCAUCUUCUCCCAUCAUUUAUCCUAGUUCACCUUAUUUUAAUGAAGGUCCAAAAGCUCUAAUGGAUCAGUUUAUACCUAAGCCCCAAAGUACACCAUAUACACCCGAAUCACCUACACAAAUCGAUUCUCGUCCUUAUUCCCAACAAUCCAAUGGUAGUUCUACAUCAGAAUCUGAAAAGUCUGAUAACAGCAAGGAAACUGUGAAAGCGUCAGAUACAUUUGAGAUAAAACCAAGCGAAGAAGCACUUAAAUCUGCAAAAAGACGAUUUACCGAGGCACCAGCUAAGACAUCUCGUUCAUUUCCUGCAUGUGAAACGUCACGUGAUCACGACAAGAGAUCUGUGUCUAGUUUAGAUCAACUCUCAACUAACUCUUUAUCCUCUGGCACUGACGAAACGACGACUGCCUCUGGUACUGUGCAUUCCCCAGUACUUUCGGCUAAACUGAUAAAAACGAAAGAUAAUAGUGCUUCCAACGAAACUAAUGAUGAAAACAUUGAUUGCUUUAAAAUGCCAUCUUUACCAGUUCCCGCGGUAAAGCCAGGUAUCAGAAACAACUCUCCAGUUGUCAUAGCGAUAUCAUCUAAGCGUAAACGCGAGGAUUCUAAGGACGAUGUGACUGGAAAGAAAUCAAAUACAAAAUCAACUGGUUUUGCUUUGCUUGGAUCUUAUGAUGAAGACUCAGAUGAAGAUUAGUAAAUCUUUUUUUAUAUAAGUAUUUAAGAAUGUAAGUUUUAGGAGUUGGGUUAUGCCCCUGUGGAUUUGAGUUUGCGUGUUGUUUUGUGUUUUAGUCGAGGUGGGGUGGUGUUUAUACUUUCUAGAAUCGUCGACUUAAAUAUUGAUGUUCGAGGAGGCACGGUUUCUUUUCUAUACUGAUGCUUAAUCAUCAUAAUGGACCCGUGAUAUAAAUGGCGUCUUUGACGUCUCGUCUUCACACUUCUCACAGACCUUCACGACAGCACUGUUCUGGAUCUGAUAGUUUUCUGCUGUGUAUCAACAACAGACUUGCGACCAUUCUCGAUGUAUUAUUCGUGCUCGACAAAAUAUCUUUAAUAAAUGUUGUGAAUUCACAAAUGUAAAUUUAAAAAUCCAA